Fomitopsis serialis is the source of this 1359-nucleotide messenger RNA. Its product is annotated as ubiquitin-related domain-containing protein. Lineage: Eukaryota; Fungi; Basidiomycota; Agaricomycetes; Polyporales; Fomitopsidaceae. The transcript is spliced from 8 exons. Bases 102 to 1184 code for a protein of 360 amino acids. The record is from RefSeq and is a predicted model, not a curated record. Gene Ontology annotation, molecular function: protein binding.
CUCGAUCUCGCCCUGCUCAGUACUCUGUUAGGCACGGAGUACUAUCCACCCAAUCAAACGACCCUAACAGUCAUAUUUGACUCGAGCUCGCACUUUGAAGAAUGUCUUCCGAUAAAGACACCCUCCUCUCCAUGGGCUUCGACCCCACCCGCGUCGAAUGGGCGAUCAAAGCCACAAACGGACGCGGCCUCCAGCCCGCAAUGGACUUCCUCCUCGAGAACGACGGCAAGCCUGUACCUGACCUCUCCUCCAUCGCCGCGCCCACCAGCAGUUCGGGCUCGGGCGCGCCGAUGGACGUGGACGGGGACGACCGGGAGGAGCUGGAGGCGCUUCAGGCGGUGUACGGGAAGGCGCAGAUCGCGGGUGGCGAGGCGGCCGAGGCCAAGAGCAUCAAGUGCUCGCAGUGCGACAAGAUCUUCAAGACCACUGCGCUCGCGAACUACCACGCGGAGAAGAGCGGGCACGACCAGUUCGAGGAGUCCACGGAAGAGAUCAAACCGCUCACGGAGGAGGAGAAAAGGCAGAGGCUCGCAGACCUGAAGGAGAAGAUGGCUGCGAAGCGCAUGGUGAAGUCGAAGGAGGAGGCGAAGGAGCAGCAGGCGAACGAGGCGAUUCGGAGAAAGGCUGGCCGUGAUAUGAACGAGGUCCGGGAAGAAAUGAAGGCGAAGGAGAUUAAGAAGGAUCUCGAGGCGAAGAAACGAGAGAAAGUCGAGGAGGCGCAAGCACGCGCUCGCGUCAAGGCACAGAUCGAGGCCGACAAACGCGAACGAGCUGAGAAGGCAGCAAGAGAGAAAGCCUUGCGCGAGGGCAAGCCCCUCCCCGAAAGCUCCGCUGCGCCCGUCGCUGCGGCCCCGCCACCAGCGGCGCCGAAGUCAGGGAAAGACUAUCCCGAGACGCGUCUGCAGAUCCGGAUGGCUAGCGGCGGGCAGCCGUACACGACUACGCUUCCAAGCGACUCCACACUCCGCGAGGUGGCUGAAUUUCUGGCGGCGCAGACACUAUCUGUUGAUGUGGAGACGGUGACAUUCGCAAUGCAUUUUCCGAGGAAACAAUUCACUCGAUCGGACUUAUCGAAAUCGCUGCGCGAUCUGGGGCUGACGCCGUCCGCGGUGCGUACAUCUGAUUUGUGCGCUCAAGGCGCGUGUGAUGGCGUGGCUAACGGAGUGACGCCCUGUUCUGUGUAGGUCUUGAUCGCAUCAUAGGGGGACGAACGUGCUUUCGCUUGUUGGCAGAUUGUGAAGCUGGGUGUGCAAAGUGUAUGAUAUCAGUAUGCUGAUGACAAUGCAUGAUGAUUCUGACGAGGGAACGAAGAUGUACGACCUCCGGGUCCGUGCCCCGGUCAAUUCAUCAUCGGCCACU